Molecule: messenger RNA, 3642 nt
Organism: Musca domestica (house fly)
Lineage: Eukaryota; Metazoa; Arthropoda; Insecta; Diptera; Muscidae
Gene: GluClalpha
Product: glutamate-gated chloride channel
Exons: 13
Coding region: 1122-2492 (456 amino acids)
Biological process (GO): chemical synaptic transmission; chloride transmembrane transport; regulation of membrane potential
Cellular component (GO): neuron projection; synapse; membrane
Molecular function (GO): transmembrane signaling receptor activity; neurotransmitter receptor activity; extracellular ligand-gated monoatomic ion channel activity
Source: RefSeq, a predicted model, not a curated record
GAUUUUCAGUCAGGUGGAGACAGUUGACGUGUACGGUUGUUUAACGGUUAAUGAGUUUUUGUGUGUAAAAGUUUGCAAAUAUCCAAGAAAAGCAAAAAAAAAAAAAAAAAGAAAAAUUACCACACACACAUACAAAUAUAUACAAUUUUUUCCUACAAAAUAUCUGAAAGAAAAAAUGAUUGAAAAAAUGUAAAUUUUAAAAGAAGAAUUAUUAAAAAAAAAUCUGAAGUGAAGUUUAAAGAAAAUUUGUAGAAAAUUGAAAAGAAAAAUGUCAAGAAUUGUAAAAAGUUAAAGAAAAAUCUAAAAAAAGAAAAGUUGGCCUGUGAAAAAAAAAAAAACGGUUAAGAAAAACCCAAAGUUGAAAAAGAAACACACACACAAGUAUAGAAAAAAGCCUUUGUUAACAUCUUUGCAAAGCUGCUGCUGCUACAAACACAAACACACACAAGAAAAAAAGUGUCUUAAUGCAAUAAGUGAUGUUCUCUGGUCCCUUGACUCUAUGACAAUUUUGCAAGUAAAUCAAAUAUUUAAUAAUCCGUUUUUAUUAAAUUAUCCACAAAUUGUAUAAAAGUUACUAUUCAAAUAACUAACUAAGCCAACCGCAUUUUGUGACAUCAACAACAACAACGGCAACAACAACAAACGGCAACCUAUAUAAUUAACAUUGUCGCCAGGCGAGCAUAACAAUACCAACAUAAUUAGCAGCAACAACAACUACAACAAUAAAAGCAUCAACAUACCAACAACAACCGAAUUACAUUCAUAAUCAUCGCAAGGGGAAAUCUCUGCAGAAUCUCUGGAAUUUGCCAAAGACCACUGUGUUGACCACAUACGGACACCCGCACACACACACACACGCAAGCACGUUCUCCCAUACAACCGAAGUGGGAAAUCGCAAUUAAUGUCUGUCAUCUGUACAUAGCCUGUAAAUCAACGUCUACCAAAUAACAACAGCAACGGCAACAACAAUAACAUCACAAUUACAAAGGCCAAUUAAAGCGUUUAAUUAAGUAACGCCUAAUUCCAAAAGACAACUUCAAGGAUCGCCAUUAUCACGCAUCACCAGCACCAUUUGUAACAACAACAACAACAUCGGCAAACACAUAACGCGCAGCUAAAACAUGGGAACCGGUCAUUUCUUCUGGGUGAUAUUUUACUUUGCCAGUUUAUGUAGUGCAUCACUAGCUAAUAAUGCCAAAAUAAAUUUCCGAGAAAAGGAGAAAAAAGUCUUAGAUCAAAUUUUAGGUGCAGGCAAAUACGAUGCAAGAAUACGGCCAUCCGGUAUCAAUGGAACGGAUGGUCCCGCCAUAGUCAGAAUCAAUCUGUUUGUUCGAAGUAUUAUGACGAUUAGUGACAUUAAAAUGGAAUACAGUGUACAGCUAACAUUCCGUGAACAAUGGACAGAUGAACGUUUAAAAUUUGAUGAUAUACAAGGUCGUUUAAAAUAUUUGACCCUAACAGAAGCAAAUCGUGUCUGGAUGCCUGAUUUGUUCUUUUCAAAUGAAAAAGAGGGUCAUUUCCAUAAUAUCAUUAUGCCUAAUGUUUAUAUCCGUAUAUUUCCAAACGGUUCUGUUUUAUAUAGUAUUCGUAUCUCAUUAACAUUGGCUUGCCCUAUGAAUUUGAAAUUAUAUCCCUUGGAUCGACAAAUUUGUUCACUACGUAUGGCCAGUUAUGGCUGGACAACAAAUGAUCUUGUCUUCCUGUGGAAAGAAGGCGAUCCCGUGCAAGUGGUAAAGAACUUACACCUACCUCGCUUUACACUCGAAAAAUUCUUGACUGAUUAUUGCAACAGUAAAACCAACACGGGUGAAUACAGUUGCCUCAAAGUCGAUCUACUAUUCAAGCGAGAAUUCUCAUAUUACUUAAUUCAAAUUUAUAUCCCAUGCUGUAUGCUGGUAAUUGUCUCAUGGGUGUCAUUCUGGCUAGAUCAAGGUGCUGUACCAGCUCGUGUGUCCUUGGGUGUCACCACACUGCUCACCAUGGCAACGCAGACAUCCGGUAUCAAUGCAUCACUGCCACCGGUCUCCUACACCAAAGCCAUUGACGUCUGGACUGGUGUGUGUCUAACGUUUGUAUUCGGCGCCCUGCUCGAGUUUGCCCUGGUGAACUAUGCGUCCCGCUCAGGUUCGAAUAAAGCUAACAUGCACAAGGAGAACAUGAAAAAGAAGCGACGCGAUUUGGAGCAGGCGAGUAUAGAUGCUGCUUCAGAUCUAUUGGAUACAGAUAGCAAUGCCACAUUUGCCAUGAAACCUUUGGUACGUCAUCCGGGUGAUCCAUUGGCACUGGAAAAGUUGAGGCAAUGUGAAGUUCAUAUGCAGGCGCCCAAGCGUCCCAACUGCUGCAAGACGUGGCUAUCGAAGUUCCCCACAAGACAAUGUUCUAGAUCGAAGCGGAUCGAUGUUAUAUCACGAAUAACGUUUCCCCUGGUCUUUGCCCUGUUCAAUUUGGUCUACUGGAGCACCUAUUUGUUCCGGGAGGAGGAGGAUGAGUAAAUGCCAACAUUAUUUUGUUUUAUUUUAGUUUUUUCUUAUUAUUACGAUUAUUAUAAUUAUGAUGAUGAUUAUUAUGUGUAAUUAUGUAUUGAAAUUAUGAUAAUUAUGAAGAUGUGAGCUGAAUUGAAAGAAAAACAAACAAAAAAUUAAAUAUUAGGGUUUCUCUCUCUUUCUAUCAACAAAAAUAAGGCUUAACUAACUACUAAUCAAUUAUUUUAAUUUCUGUUUCUUUUCCUUUUUUGUUUUGUUUUAAUUUUCAUUUUUUUGAUUUUAAUUUGCCAACAUGAUUUAUGUUUUGUGUGUGUUUCGAAACCAAAAUAACAAAAAAAAAUCAAAAUUGGGAAAACAAUUAAAAUUUUUUUUACUAACAAAAUUUGCAUGAACCAAAAAUAAAAUAAAAAAACAAAACAAAAAUCAUAACAAAUAUAGGACUUUCUAAAGACCAUUGAUGAUGAUGACGAAGUUCAUAAUCACAGCAAUGAUGAUCAUGAUGAUGAGGCUAAUAUGGAUGAUUGAUGUUAAUAACAAAGAAUGGCUAUGUAGAAUUCUGUCGCUAAAACCACUAACGAAUCCAAAUCUUCCUUCAAAAUGCAUUGAACAAUGCGCCCUCUCUAUGCAUUCUGCGCAAACUAACAAACUUCGUAACAAACCAAACGAAAAAAAAAAUAAUUUUUAAUUCCCAUCAAAUCUAAGUAAAGGUGUGAUUUGUUAGAGCAUAAACAUUUCAUCUUCCCCACCACCACCCCCCAUCAAAUAAUCUGCCUCUCCCAUCGGUCCCAAUUUUAGAAAUUAUGAAACCGAAACAAACAAACCGAAUUAAUUAACCAACUAAAAUGUGAGCCAAGGAUGUUAUAUAUUCUAGACGUACCGUACAGAUGAUAUAAGAAUAGGUUUAAAAAAAGAAUAUAAAAAAAUUCAAAACAACAUGACAACCUAUGACGUAGUUAACAAAUUAAGGAUUAGCAAUUAAGUUAAGGAAACUAAUUUUCAGAAUUCAAAAAACCCACAAACCCUUCCCCCUCUACCCCCUUAAUUUUAAGGUAAUUACCCCCAAACAACCAACCACAAACUUUGGACGUAUUCAUGUGCAUAUAUGUUUGGAAAAAUAUAUAUGUAGUACAUAGUAUUGUAAGUACAUAACAUAUAUAUA